Molecule: messenger RNA, 366 nt
Organism: Ectocarpus siliculosus
Lineage: Eukaryota; Phaeophyceae; Ectocarpales; Ectocarpaceae
Source: the annotation of a GenBank genome assembly
AUGAUGGCCGCGACUACGUCUAGCAGUGCCGCGGCGGGCGCUACGGCCACGUCUUCGAUCGGGACCUCUUCGCCGGCGGAGAUUGGUUCCUCGGCGUCGUCGUCGUCUGCAUCGGCUUCCCUCUCUGACGAGCUGGCGCCGGUGACGAGCAUGGACGCGGGAUCCUUCCACGUGGUGGUGAUAAUCAGGGAUAGCACGGUGAACGUGGUGAAGGACUGGGGGGCGAAUGGCAAAGGCCAGAUAUUUGGCGUCGAAAGCCGCUCGGUCGAGAGGAUGCAACGGACGGGAAGGAGAGAUGUCAAUUUCCUGCCAAUCUCCGACUCUUCCAUUGGAGAGAGCAAUGUCUCCCUCCACAAGGAGAAAUAA